Messenger RNA from Chondrus crispus (carragheen), 999 nucleotides. RefSeq lists its product as hypothetical. The transcript has a single exon. The record is from RefSeq and is a predicted model, not a curated record. Bases 1 to 999 code for a protein of 332 amino acids. Gene Ontology annotation, molecular function: magnesium ion binding; inositol-1,3,4-trisphosphate 5-kinase activity; ATP binding. Lineage: Eukaryota; Rhodophyta; Florideophyceae; Gigartinales; Gigartinaceae. Gene Ontology annotation, cellular component: cytoplasm. Gene Ontology annotation, biological process: inositol trisphosphate metabolic process.
AUGGCCGCCGCUUUGGCAACUGACGACUACGAUGCUAAACAGCGUUGUUUAAAACUUGAAGAAAUUCUUCAAGACCCCCGAUUUCCAUCCCCAAGAUUCUUGUCUCGUCGGGACAACAUUCCGCACAGGUCCUACCCUGUUGUUGCAAUCGAUCCACUUCAGGGCGUCUGGAAGCUUGUCGAUCGCACUGUCAUCGGUCAGGCUGUAGACAAGACUUUUGGAAAGAAGGCCGAAUCCAUGUUUAGGUCUGGCAUUAACAGUGCCUCUUCUAUCCCGUGGGUUCAAAUUAGCGGGGAGCAAACUAUUGACCAAAUGAGGGACUUGCUUCAAACUAAUCUCAACUUCCCUAUCAUUCUCAAGCGGAGGCUUGCUUGCGGCUCACAAGCGAGUCACGAGAUGGUUAUAGCCGACGACAUAGAAUCUGCCAUUAGUGCGAUUCACGAUGUCUUCCGCCCUGGCCCGGUGGGUGUAGAGAACGGCAAACCCGUGGGCAAUCGAUUCCUCAAGGGCUUAGCGCGGCCUGCAAAUCAUUUUGGAUUUGAUGUCAUCGCUCAGGAAUUCAUUGCAGACCACGGCGGCAUUCUCUUCAAGAUCUACGCUGUUGGGAAGCGGCUUGUGGUGCAACCGCGCCCUGGAGUGGUGCGCAAUCUAAAGGGACCAUCCGGCAGCUACUACUAUUUUGAUUCACAACAGCUUGGACGUGUCACCGGCUUGGGGAGACAUGAGUUUGAUGCAAACACCGGUCGAUGCAUAGGCACGAAAGCUAUCAUGCCGAGUGAGAAAUUGGCGGGCGAAAUAGUGGCUGCAUUGUCGAAGGAGUUGGGGCUAAGUCUCAUCGGGGUGGACUUGGUAUAUGAUGUGGGGCAAAAAAAAUAUUAUGUGGUGGAUAUUAACUACUUUCCCGGAUACAAGGGCAUUGCUUGUGCAAACAGAUGGAUUCUACAGCACAUUUGUGAUUUGGUCUGGAAGACAUUGCAUGCUGUGGAGGAGGGUAAAUAA